This is a messenger RNA of Cololabis saira (Pacific saury), 4577 nucleotides long. RefSeq names its product NACHT, LRR and PYD domains-containing protein 12-like. Bases 119 to 3475 code for a protein of 1118 amino acids. The transcript is spliced from 13 exons. Lineage: Eukaryota; Metazoa; Chordata; Actinopteri; Beloniformes; Belonidae. The record is from RefSeq and is a predicted model, not a curated record. Gene Ontology annotation, molecular function: protein binding.
UGCAGCUCUGAGUCUCACUGAGGAAAGUGUUCAGAGUUCAGACUCCAUGUUGAUGUGGACGGAGCAGCAGAGGAGACCAGAUUCAAAGAUGGUGGGUGUUUCUGAUUCAUGUCUCUGAAUGACUGAAGUCCAGAAGAUGGAGGAUUGUGUGGAGGAAGAGGAGGAGAGACCAGAGUCUCCAGGAUCCAUCAGUGUCUCUAUGAAGAGUGACCGGUCCAAAGAUGGAACUCCAGACUUCAGUGAAGAACCUGGACCUUCAGACACAAACAGUCAGCUUCAAACACGUGACGAUGUGACGACUGAGGACCAGGAUGACUCCAGGAAUGACAGCUAUACUGUGAAAAUGUGGUUGAAGGACACUUUGAAGAAUUUGGACUCCAGUGGGCUGAAGGAAUUCAAGUGGUACCUGAAUAAUGCAGAUCAAUCAAAGGAUGGUUUCAAACCGAUCGAACUGUGUUAUCUGGAAAAGGCGGACAGAUUGGACACAGUAAAUCUGAUGAUGCAGAGAUUCUCCUCAAAGACCAGAGAGGUGGCCGAGACGAUUUUAAAGAAGAUGAAAAGUGAUAAAGAAAAACCUGUUGUCCAGGGCGAUCCAGUCUCUCCAGCUGGUGCAACAGGUACUUUUGCUGAAGUUUGUAAAAAUGAGCUGAAGUCUAAGCUGCAGAAGAAGUACCAGCAUGUGUCUGAGGGGAUUGUUAAAGCAGGAGAGACAAUCCUUCUGGAGCAGAUCUACACGGAGCUCUACAUCACAGAGGGAGGGACCGGAGAGGUCAAUAAUGAACAUGAAGUCAGACAGAUUGAAGCAGCUUCCAGGAAACCAGACAGAGCAGAAACAACCAUCAGACAGGAAGACAUCUUUAAACUCCCACCUGGAAGAGAUAAAAAAAUCAGAACGGUGAUGACGAAGGGAGUGGCCGGCAUCGGGAAAACAGUCCUAACACAGAAGUUCAGUCUGGACUGGGCUGAAGGCAGAACCAACCAGGACAUCCAGUUCCUGCUUCCAUUCACCUUCAGACAGCUGAAUGGGCUGAAAGAGAGAAAGUUCAGCUUGGUGAAACUAGUUCAUCACUUCUUCUCUGAAACCAAAGGAAUCUGCAGCUUUGAAAAGUUCCAGGUCGUGUUCAUCUUUGACGGUCUGGAUGAGAGUCGACUUCCUCUCGACUUCCACAACAAUGAGUUUAUGACUGAUGUUACAGAGUCCACCUCAGUGGACGUGCUGCUGACAAACCUCAUCAGGGGGAACCUGCUUCCUUCUGCUCGUCUCUGGAUCACCACACGACCCGCAGCAGCCAAUCAGAUCCCUCCUGAGUGUGUUGACAUGGUGACGGAGGUCAGAGGGUUCACUAACCCACAGAAGGAGGAAUACUUCAGGAAGAGGUUCAGAGAAGAGGAACAGAGUAGCAGGAUCAUCUCCCACAUCAAGACUUCACGGAGCCUCCACAUCAUGUGCCACAUCCCAGUGUUCUGCUGGAUCACGGCUUCGGUCCUGGAGAACGUCCUGGAGAAUGUUCUGGAAACCAGAAAGGGAGGGCGGCUGCCCAAGACCCUGACUGAGAUGUACAUCCACUUCCUGGUGGUCCAGGCCAAACUGAAGAAAGCCAAGUAUGACGGAGGAACUGUGAUGGAUCCACACUGGAGUCCAGAGAGCAGGAAGAUGGUGGAGUCUCUGGGAAAACUGGCUUUUGAGCAGCUGCAGAAAGGAAACCUGAUCUUCUAUGAAUCAGACCUGGUAGAGUGUGGCAUCAAUAUUGGAGAGGCUUCAGUGUACUCAGGAGUGUUCACCCAGAUCUUUAGAGAGGAGAGACACAUGUACCAGAACCAGGUCUUCUGCUUCAUCCAUCUGAGUGUUCAGGAGUUUCUGGCUGCUCUUCAUGUCCAUCAAACCUUCAUCAAGUCUGGAGUCAACCUGCUGAAGGAACAGAGAAAAACCUCAACAUGGUUUAAAAAAAAAGCAGAGACGGACCUCCAUCAGGCAGCUGUGGACAAGGCCUUACAGAGUCCCAACGGACACCUGGACUUGUUCCUGCGCUUCCUCCUGGGUCUUUCACUGGAGACCAAUCAGACUCUCCUACGAGGUCUGUUGGAACCAAAACAAAGAAGAUCACAGAACAAUCAGAAAAUAGUUAAAUACAUCAAGAAGAAGAUCAGUAAGGAUCUGUCUGCAGAGAGAAGCAUCAACCUGUUCCACUGUCUGAGUGAGCUGAACGAUGGUUCUCUGGUGGAGGAGAUCCAACGGUACCUGGGGUCAGGACGUCUCUCCACAGCUAAACUGUCUCCUGCUCAGUGGUCGGCUCUGGCCUUCAUCUUACUGUCAUCAGAAGAAGAUCUGGAGGAGUUUGACCUGAAGAAAUACUCAGCUUCAGAGGAGGUUCUACGGAGGCUGCUGCCGGUGGUCAAAGCCUCCAAGAAAGCUGUGUUGAGUCGCUGUAACCUCUCAGGGAACAUCUGUCCACUUCUGUCCUCAGUUCUCAGCUCUCAGUCCUCCAGUCUGACAGAACUGGACCUGAGCAACAACGACCUGCAGGAUUCAGGACUGGAGCAGCUGUGUCCUGGACUGGAGAGUCCACACUGUCACCUGGAGUCCCUCAGGUUGGAGUACUGUGGUCUGUCAGGGAUCAGCUGUUCUUCUCUGGGCCCAGCUCUGAAGUCCAACCCCUCCCAUCUGAAACAUCUGCACCUGGGUGGGAACAACCUGCAGGAUUCAGGAGUGAAACAUCUGAGUGGAUUUCUGGAGAGUCCAGACUGCAGACUGGAGACUCUGGAGUUGUGGAACUGCGGUCUGUCAGAGAUCAGCUGUUCUUCUCUGGUCUCAGCUCUGGAGUCCAACCCCUCCCAUCUGAAACAUCUGAACCUGAGUCACAACAACAACCUGCAGGAUUCAGGAGUGAAACAUCUGAGUGGAUUUCUGGAGAGUCCAGACUGCAGACUGGAGACUCUGAGGUUGAGGAGGUGCAGUCUGUCAGAGAUCAGCUGUUCUUCUCUGGUCUCAGCUCUGAAGUCCAACCCCUCCCAUCUGAAACUUCUGGACCUGAGUUACAACGAGAACCUGCAGGAUUCAGGAGUGAAACAUCUGAGUGGAUUUCUGGAGCAUCCAGACUGCAGACUGGAGACUCUGGAGUUGCAGCACUGCGGUAUGUCAGAGAUCAGCUGUUCUUCUCUGGUCUCAGCUCUGAAGUCCAACCCCUCCCAUCUGAAAUAUCUGGACCUGAGCUGGAACCAAAACCUGCAGGAUUCAGGAGUGAAACAUCUGACUGGAUUUCUGGAGAGUCCAGACUGCAGACUGGAGACUCUGGAAUUGUGGAUCUGCGGUCUGUCAGAGAUCAGCUGUUCUUCUCUGGUCUCAGCUCUGAAGUCCAACCCCUCCCAUCUGAAACAUCUGGACCUGAGUAACAACAACCUGCAGGAUUCAGAUGUGGAGCAGCUUUCUGAUCUGGUGGAGAGUCCAGACUACCAGCUGGAGACUCUCAGGAAAUGAUGAGUGUCCAGGAUGGAUGUGUCGUGUCCUGAUCAUCCUCAGAGUUGAAGCAGAACCAGUUUGUGUGGACAAACUCUGACUGGACCGUGAUGAAGAUUAAGAUGAUGAUGAUGAUGAUGAUGAUGAUGAUGAUGAUGAUGAUGAUGAUGAUGAAGAAGAAUAUGUACAUUGUUUCUGAAUUCCAGCGUUCUACAAACCUCUCAUAUAUUAAUGUAUUUCAUGUUAAGUAAAAAAAACCUUUAUUGUUAUUAUAUUCUUGUUAAAAACCAGUCCAUCAAAAUGAAGCCUCUAACUUGAAGUUGAGUUUCAAAGUUUAUUUAGACGGGACAAUGCAUAUUAAUUAACACUACAUUAAGCAGUGUAAAUACACCGGGUUUUAGCAGAAUUGCUAGUUUCCACCCGCAGUCCCCACAAACAACCAGACACACUCACACCUACGGGCAAUUUAGAAUCAACAAUUAACCUAGCAUGCAUGUUUUUGGACUGUGGGAGGAAACCGGAGUACCCGGAGAAAACCCACGCAAGCACGGGGAGAACAUGCAAACUCCACACAGAAAGAUCCUGCUGGGCCUGGGAGUCGAACCGGGAACCUUCUUGCUGUGAGGCAACAGUGCUAACCACUAAGCCAACGUGCUGCCCAAGAGUUUUGUUCCACAUUGUUCCUCAAGCCCUUCGUCUAAAGUAGUAGGGAGGAGAUUUCUACUACUAAUGUACUGAUGGAUAAAAGUCUACGCUGCCGCCGCGGAGCUGCUCAGGAAAGCAGCCGUCUCCUCCACUGAGUCACAUGACUCCCCUGGUGUUUUCUUUUUAUUUACAUGUUACCGUUUCAUUCCAAGUUUUCCUGUUGUUUUUGUCGUGUUUUCAGCUUCGUCAGGUUUUUAAAGUUUCUCUCCGCGUCACUGAUGAAGAGAGAGACUGAAGAGUACCGUGGAAAUAACAGCGUUUGUUCAUGAAACACGAAACACAAAUGAACUUGACUUGGUCAAUGAAUGUUCCUCAGUUUGUUCCAGUAAAUAUUGUAAAUAUUUUCUGAUAUUACGAUGAUUGUUAACACUUCAAAGAAAGUCAAAAAUCUUCAGUAAAACUUGGAUCUUUUCUCUUG